CUGUCGUCACAACUGCUCAACAAAAACUCGGCACAUCUGCUCAACAAGUGACGUAAACCUCCCUGCAGACGACAGCGGCGGUCUCGAUCCAAGAUGGAGAACGGACGCGCCUCCCGUCGCCAUGACUACGACGACAAGGCGUUCACUGAGGCUGCGCGAGAUUUGAACGGCACCAUCAUGGCGGACACGCAUGAGAAGGAAGAGGACGUGCGAUGCGGUAUUCUGUGCUGCAAACCCAAAUGGGCUGCCUGGCUGGCCAACCCGAAGUUGUUCGUUCUGUGCUGGUGUCUCGCCAUUUUGAUGAACAUCAUCCUGGCGGCAGGAUACUUGAACGGUGUCCUCACUACCCUGGAAAAAAGGUUCCAGCUGACGAGUAAGGACCUGGGUAUCGUGGCCAGCGCCGCGGACAUCGGCAGUAUGGUGACGGUACUCUUCGUCACGUAUUACGGGGGAAAACCUGGCAACAGCCGCCCCAAAAUACUCGGAGUGGGGCUGUUGGGCCUGGCGCUGGGGGCUUUCCUCUCAGGACUGCCGCAUUUCGUCGCGCCUGCGUACGAGGUGGACCCUGAGAGCAUACCGAACUUCUCAUCACUGGAAAACAAGGAUGUGUGCCUGGCGAACAAGACCAACACUUACUGCGGGGAAGAAGAAGCCGCAGCCGCGUCAGCACAGGGGGGAUGGUUCGCUCUCCUUGUUUUCGGACAGUUUAUAUACGGAAUCAGCAGUACUCCUCUUAUGCCACUGGGAACUACGUUCAUCGACGACCACGUUAGAAAGGAGAGUGCACCUCUGUAUAUCGGGACGUCUUAUAUCGUGUUCGGAUUGGGGCCACCGCUCGGCUUCGUUCUCAGUUCUUUUGCCGUGAAGUUUUACGUCGACAUGGACAAGGGGAUCGACCCGGGCACGCUAGGCCUGACGCCCGCCAACCCGCUCUGGGUCGGCGCCUGGUGGAUCGGAUUCUUCAUCUGUGGAGCCGGACUGCUGGCCACGGCGUUCCCUAUGUUCUUCUUUCCGCCUGCCCUUAAGAGACCCCCAGACAGUGACGUGGUUCAGAAGAAAGACAAGAGCGAGAAGAAGAAGAUGCUCCCGAUGAUGGACAUGGACCGGGGUCCUCCCCUUCUGGACCCAGCCAAGGGACUCUGGAAACAAAUCAAAGGAAUGACGAAGAGUCUGAAGGAGGUUCUGACUAACGGGGUGUUCCUGGUGCUGUGUCUGUCCGGGGUCUGCAUGGUCUCGACUUUCGGCGCCUUCUCCUUCAUGCCCAAGUACCUGGAGUUGCAGUUCGGAGUCCCGAAGUCACAAGCAAACAUGUUGUUGGGAAUAGUGAUGUUGCCGUCUACCGUUUUCGGCAUCGUCGGGUCAGGAAUAGUCAUCAAGAAGUUCAAGCUGACGCCUGUGCAGUGUCUGUACAUGUCCGCUACAUCUGUGUUCCUGUCGGUCCUCCUCAGUAUCCCCAUGUUCUUCCUGGCCUGCCCACAGCCUCCUAUGGCGGGAGUCACCAUACCGUAUGGCUACAGCCCUUUGAUGCCGAACGCCCCCAGUCUCAAGAACGGAGACAUCAACCUGCUCUCCUCCUGCAACACGAAUUGCAACUGUAACUUGGACAAAUACAGCCCGGUCUGUGGGUCGGACGGAGUCACUUACUUCUCGGGCUGCCACGCCGGCUGCACCGAGAAACAGAGCUUCAUGCACCCGAUGGGGAUCAUGAUAUCGAACUUCUCCCGUUGCGGCUGUCUAGCCGAGUUACCACCGGAAGUUCUGAUGAAGAUGAUGGCCCAGAAAUUCGGAAAGCCAGAUGCAGGUGCGCCACCUGGCGGCGAAGAGAAACCCAAAAGUCAGCAGCCUUACAUCGAACCCAUGUGGGCAACUGCAAGUCCUCAAAGACUGAGGAGAAACGCAAACACAACGAACGGCGUCCCGGCUACGAACGUCAGUUCUACCACGCCCCCCAUUCCCGGAAUGGAGACUGGAAUGCCAGGAACGGGCUCUGGAAUGCCAGGAAUGGGUUCUGGAAUUCCAGGAAUGGGCUCUGGAAUGCCAGGAAACGGAUUUCCGGGAAUGCCAAACUUCGCCAUAGGUUUUCCGUGUCGUACCGACUGUAAUAAGUGGGGCGCAUUUAUCGCUGUGUUUGUAGUCGGUGGAUUCGCAGCAUCAUUCGGGUUUAUUCCUGUCAUCAUUUCCAUUCUUAGGUACUUUUGGGUGAGUUUUUACUUAUUGUUAAUUUUUUCUGCUUCUCGUAGGGCGCUAACACCUGAGACUAAAUCCUUCGGAAUGGGAGUCCAGACUGUGCUUGUCAAGCUUCUGGGCUUCAUCCCCUCGCCGAUCUACUUCGGCGCCCUGAUCGACACAACCUGCCGACUGUGGUCCACCACCUGCGGAAAACAGGGCGCCUGUCUGCUGUACGACUUAGACAAGAACAGGUACGCGUACUUUGGUCUCAUCAUAGCCCUGCGCACUCUCGGAGGCGUCCUAAUCCUGCUUGCUGCCUACCUCUUCAAGAGGAGGGAGCAGAACAAGCCCCUGGGGAGCAAGAACGGCGGCGUGACCAAGCAGGACAUCGCCGCUUCUUUGGGCUCCCUGACCGGCUCUAUGCACUCACUGGACAAGGUAGGCCACGACUUCAAUCGCCACCACCCCCAUCACGACGUGGAGAGAGACACAGAAGACCUCCGAGCUAAUAUCUGGAAGAGGAAGUUCGGGGAUGCAGAUCACAUUCCUAUGGCGUAGUUAUGUUUACCUUCGCAGAAGGAAAAGAUAUUGUUUUUGCUCUAUUUCUUCUUCCUCUUCUCCAAACAAAUAAGCUGAUACCUGAUGCCUAAUGACCUGAACCAGUCACCAUGGUAACUAGUGUUGAGUUACAUCAUGUUGCAAUUUUAUAGCAGAAGGGAUUUAGACUCCUGUCACCAUGAAUAUGAAUGGGUUUGAGUCAGAAUUAAUAGAGCAGACCAUACGCGAAGGUAAACAUUGUGCAUUUGCUUUGUAAAUGUUACCUUUCUAGUUCAGAUUUGAAACUGCAUCCCUAGCCUCGUUUUGGUGCAAGAUCUCGCGCGGUCUCGCCAAGCUGUAGUCUCGCGGGAGCACAUUUCAAAAUGGCCGCCUUGAAAUGAGCGUAUUUCCCACGGGCAUGUAUAUGACGUAUGGGAUGAAUAUGAUGCAUAUGCAUGUCUACAUUGUCAGUAUUUUGAAAAGCCAUUAAUUUAUCUUCCCUGGACUAAUUAUACAGAACGGCUAUUAUGUAACAUACUUAGGUGCACUGGAAGACGAUAAUCCCAUUUUUAUACCAGUAUUUGGGAUUGGUGCAUUGAUCAAAACGAAUAUAUCUGGAGAAAUAUUUUUAUAUGUUUUAAUCGGCAAUUAAUAGGGGAGUUGCAAAUAUAUUGAUCUUUGAAUAUCAAGCUACAUUCCGCGACAACAAUAUUAAUUGUAUGCAUAGAUAUUCCCAUAUACAUUUGUU
Molecule: messenger RNA, 3454 nt
Organism: Branchiostoma belcheri (Belcher's lancelet)
Lineage: Eukaryota; Metazoa; Chordata; Leptocardii; Amphioxiformes; Branchiostomatidae
Product: solute carrier organic anion transporter family member 3A1-like
Exons: 15
Coding region: 94-2727 (877 amino acids)
Biological process (GO): transmembrane transport; sodium-independent organic anion transport
Cellular component (GO): membrane
Molecular function (GO): protein binding
Source: RefSeq, a predicted model, not a curated record